Molecule: messenger RNA, 1949 nt
Organism: Sebastes umbrosus (honeycomb rockfish)
Lineage: Eukaryota; Metazoa; Chordata; Actinopteri; Perciformes; Sebastidae
Product: glutenin, high molecular weight subunit DX5-like
Exons: 4
Coding region: 132-1871 (579 amino acids)
Source: RefSeq, a predicted model, not a curated record
UUACGUCAUCAGUGUCAGACCUGAUUGGUCGAUUCAGGAACCAACAUUUGAAAAGGGCCGCUGUCUGUGCAGCAGUCAUGAUGGUGUCGGGGGUUCACGUACUGCAGGCUGGUUGGCUUUAGAAAACAAAGAUGUCUUUUGGAUUUUAUGUGAGAGUGCUUGUUCUCUCGCUGUUGACUUUUGGGCAGCAUGCGGAGGCUCUCAGCUACAGAAGUGGAGGCUCCAGUGAUGUCAAACCUUUCUUUGAUUAUCCAAGAAGCCUCCGACCUGGAGGCUUUCUGGGUGGAUCUGGAUCCAGUUACAGUGGAGGUGUUUCAUCUGAGAACCUGAAGCCAGCUGCUGCAGGACGUUCUAGUGGCUCUAAUGGUCGGCAGGUAGAUGGUGAGAGACAGAACCCACAGCAGCCACGUCAGACUGACCCGGAUACAGAUGGCAUCCUCCGGACCAAAGCUAGUAUGUGGGAUAUUCUGGAUUUACCCCCGACUGGAAACGGCUUUGAGUCGGGUAUCGCUUCCAGUUAUGGAAUUGAGAUGCAUUCUGGUCCCCAACUUCAGCUGGACUCAGCUUGGCCGGCCAAGCCCCAGUGGCGCAGCUACCGGCCUAAGCCCCAGCAGCCCGGCUACCCAUCCAAACCCCGGCAGCCCGUCCACCAGCCAGGCUACCCAUCCAAACCCCAACAGCCGGGCCACCGGACCGAGCCCCGGCAGCCCGGCCCCCAGCCAGGCUACCCAUCCAAACCCCAACAGCCAGGCCACCAGACCGAGCCCCAGCAGACCAGUUACCAGCCCGGCUACCCAGCCAAGCCCCAACAGCCAGGCCAACAGCCGGGCCACCAGACCAGGCCCCGGCAGACCAGUUACCAGCCCGGCUACCCAUCCAAACCCCAACAGCCCGGCUACUCAUCCAAGCCCCAACAGCCGGGCCACCAAACCAAGCCCCAGCAGGCUAGCUACCAGCCCAGCUACCUAUCCAGGCCCCAGCAGCCCAGCUACCCAUCCAAGCCCCAACAGCCGGGCCACCAAACCAAGCCCCAGCAGGCUAGCUACCAGCCCAGCUACCUAUCCAGGCCCCAGCAGCCCAGCUACCCAUCCAAGCCCCAGCAGCCCAGCUACCCAUCCAAGCCCCAACAGCCCAGCUACUCAUCCAAGCCCCAACAGCUGGGCCACCACACCAGGCCCCAACAGACCAGCUAUCAGCCCAGCUACCUAUCCAAGCCCAAACAGCCCAGCUACCCAUCCAAGCCCCAAGAGCCGGGCCACGAGACCAAGCCCCAGCAGACUAGCUACCAGCCCAGCUACCUAUCCAGGCCUCAGCAGCCCAGUUACCCAUCCAAACCCCAACAGCCGGACCACCAAACCAUGCCCCAGCAGACCAGCUACCAGCCCAGCUUCCUAUUCAAGCCCCAUCAGCUGGGCCACCAGACCAAGCCCCAACAGACCAGCUACCAGCCCAGCGACCUAUCCAAGCCUCAGCAGCCCAGUUACCCAUCCAAAUCCCAACAGCCAGGCCACCAGACCAUACUCCAGCAGACCAGCGACCAGCCCAGCUACCCAUCCAAGCCCAAACAGCCCAGCUACCCAUCCAAGCCCCAACAGCCAGGCCACCAGGCCAAGCCCCAGCAGCUCGGCUUAACCCGAAUCAAAGCUGGCUUGUGGGACUCCCAUCCUCAUCCUCCUCCUCCUCCUCCUCCUCCUCCUCCUCAGGUCGGUGUUGCCUCUGGCUCUUCCUUGCAGCCCACUGACUCAAACCCACAAAAAAAUGUGGAUCCAGGAAGUUCAAGACCUCUUCCUAUGGCAUCCCCGUCCCAUCCCAGGUGGCAGCAGCAACUGCUGCCAGUCAACAACAGACCUCAUCGACCUCGGGUAUCCUAACUGUUCCUGACGUCUCUCUGGAAGCAGUGUGUCCUGGUAUCAACUUUUGUGAAAUUCAAUAAAGUACUUGGAACAGCA